AUGCAUUCCAACCUUCAGAUUACUAAUAAUUUGGAUUUGAAAAACCCACACUUCCGUUACACCGGCUAUCCUCCUGCUCCCCCUCCUGGAUCAUACACAAAGUCUCCUACUGAACUUUUUUAUGCUCAGGCCGCAUCUAACGCUGCUAAUGCGAAUGCCUCAGUUGUAGCAGCUUCUGGCCUUGUUCCUAAUGCGAAUCCAACUCCUGGCGAUGCUACUGAUGGUAACCUUGGUUCUAGUGGUCAAAUCACGGUUUACCAGCCUACCGGCGGUCUUUUAUUACCCGAGGUUUCAGCUCUUUUUCCUACCCAUUCUGGUCCUGGAAUUCAAAGUCUUUCGGUUUGUCUUGCUUACCUUCCUUUUUUCAGUAUUACCGACUGA
Molecule: messenger RNA, 381 nt
Organism: Protopolystoma xenopodis
Lineage: Eukaryota; Metazoa; Platyhelminthes; Monogenea; Polystomatidea; Polystomatidae
Source: the annotation of a GenBank genome assembly